This is a messenger RNA of Dendrobium catenatum, 1286 nucleotides long. RefSeq names its product vacuolar-processing enzyme-like. Lineage: Eukaryota; Viridiplantae; Streptophyta; Magnoliopsida; Asparagales; Orchidaceae. The record is from RefSeq and is a predicted model, not a curated record. Gene Ontology annotation, molecular function: cysteine-type endopeptidase activity. Gene Ontology annotation, biological process: vacuolar protein processing. The transcript has 6 exons. Bases 310 to 1008 code for a protein of 232 amino acids.
CAGCUUCCCGCGGGCUUACUGUUUGGCGCUCCACCGUCUGCCAUAAAUAACGACCCCGUUCUGACUUAAUUUUUUCAUCUAUCUCCAUCAUCGGUUCAUAGGUUCCUCGUUCUCGUAUUUUCAUUAAAAAAAGUCAAUUGAAUCCGGUAGUUAGCAAGGCUGCAGCGCUCGCUUGGAUCCGAUUGCACGCGUCGCUUUUCAGCUCCUUCGUGGCUGUUCGACUUUGCUCCUUCGACGCCUUCCUAUCCGAUCGGAAGUUACGAUAUUUUGAUUGGAAGGAAGAACAGCUCGCUGGCUGUGAAGAGUUUCAUGCAGGCAACAAUGGCGUCCAUCAGAUACAAGACUUUAGUGCUCUUUAGCAUCGCCGCUAUUUGUGUUUCUCUCCUAUCCCUCCUCUCCUGUCAUCUCUUACCUUCCUACGCUCCCUUGGAUCCGGUCCUUCGAUUGCCGUCAGAAAUCUCUGGCCGCCGCCUAAAAGCCGGUGGGGAUGAUUCUGUCGGGACGAGAUGGGCCAUCCCGAUUGCAGGAUCUUCGGGCUGUGGGAAUUACCGACAUCAGAAGUGGGAUGACUGUCUUUCAAGCCAGAGUGAUGUAGACCUCGUUGAUUACUGGAAUGAGUUCCUUAAUUCACCUGAAGGAUCAUCCAAAAAACUCGAUGCACAGAAAGAAUUGCUUGAUAUACUGACUCAUCGCGUGCAUGUAGAUAAUAGUUUAAACCUCAUAGGGAAGCUUCUCUUUGGAUCAGAGAAAGGCAUACAAGUCCUUAGUGCAGUUCAAAACACAGGGCAGCCUCUGGUUGACGAUUGGGCCUGCCUAAGUUCAAUGAUUCGGAUUUUUGAAACACAUUGUGGAUCUCUAUCUGAUUAUGGUAUGAAAUACAUACGCUCUUUUGUUAACAUUUGUAAUGCUGGCAUCAGCAAUGAGACAAUGGCUAAGGUGUCUGCUGAAGUUUGCAGCCAGAUUCCAUCCACUCGACGGAGUUCUCUUCAUAGAGGCUUCAGUGUCUGAAAUGGGUUAUACCAAGGAAGGAAAGCACAAUCUCAUGCUAGUUAGUGGCUAUCUUCUACAUUGUUGUAAAUAGAAGUUUGAUAUGUGUAUGUCUCAUUUCUGUCAAAAUUGUAUGACAAGUUUUUCUCUAUUGUGGAUCAAGUAUAGUGCCACUGCUUUAAUUCUUACAUUUUAUAUAUUUAACGAUUACUCUUUUAAUGGCAGGGAUGAUAUUUUAAGCUUCUAAUGCUUGAAUUUCAUUCAAUUAGCUAUCAAAAGUUCAUUCUUGAGUUUCUUGA